Caenorhabditis elegans is the source of this 1777-nucleotide messenger RNA. RefSeq names its product Structural maintenance of chromosomes-like protein 1 (gene smcl-1). Gene Ontology annotation, cellular component: nucleus. The record is from RefSeq and is marked reviewed. Lineage: Eukaryota; Metazoa; Nematoda; Chromadorea; Rhabditida; Rhabditidae. The transcript is spliced from 7 exons. The coding region runs from base 3 to 1616 and encodes 537 amino acids.
ACAUGACGUACCCGCAGCAACGACUACUAACAGUUGACAUUCUAAAUUUCAAAUGUUACCAACACCACAAAAGCUUCGGGCCAUUUGACCAUGUGACAACUUUUAUUGGAAUGAAUGGGUGUGGAAAAUCGAUUAUGAUAGAAGCUAUUGCCUUUGUAUUUGGCGAAGACUUACCUGAUCCCAAAAAUCCGCACAACGAGCACCUAUUCUAUGACUACAACAUUCGAUGCGUCGUGAGUUUGAAGUUCGAAAUGCCAGAUGGAUCAACGAAAAGAUUUACGAGAAUUGGACUGAAAACUACAUACACCUACAUGAUCUUCAAUAAAUACGUCACAGAAGAAGAAUAUUUAUUGGAACUUGGAAAAAUGAAUUUCAGAUUUGCUGGUCAAAAUAUAUCUGUCUACAACAAAACAACACUAAAAGUCACCCGCAAAAGUGCAGAAGAACUUGGAGCAUUUUUCGACAUAGUUUCCAACUCCAUUGAGUUCAAACCAGAAUACGAUGAGCUAAAAGCGAAAUUGAAUUUUGCGGAGAGUACUGUUCUCCGGUGGGCAAAAAUGAUUGAUAGCAUUGAACUAGAAAAAGAAAAGUUUAUCACCUUGACGCUUUACAAGCUGUAUUUAUGUGAUAAAGAAAUCCAGGAAACCAAGGAGAAGUUUGUCGCAGAGCAGUUAAAAGUGAACGCAAAGAAUGCAAAGAUGCCAUUAAGAAUUUCAAGAUACUCAGAAGCAAUUCCGAAACAAACUCCAUCACCAAACUUUAAAAACAAUGCGAUUGUUGUCCGACCAAAGACUCACAAUCAUUACGACAAUUUGAUUACGGUGGACAAGCUGAACAGUUAUUUGAAUGAAAAAGUGACAGAACGUCGGGAGCUUCUUCAAUUUGCUGUGAAUCAUCCAAACAUGAACAUUCGGUUUUCUGAAGAAGGCCCAAAUAUCUAUGCAAGAGAAAUUGACUACACUGAAUUGCCAGAGUACUAUAAGAAGGAAAGUGACGAUAUUAUAGCUACUAGCUAUAAACGCUCUAUGCUUGAAAAAGAAAUCAAAAAAAUUCGUCAAUGUUGGUUGGACGAGAAUAAUAUCAAGGAUGACGCAAAUAUCGAUAACAUAAACAUGAGAAUCAAGGAAGCAACUACGAAACAUACAUUGGCUCUGAACAUUGAAUCAGAGGCACGUUUAAAUUGGGAAAAACUGAGAGUCAUGCGAAGUGCACGUUUCAACAACUUUAUGGCACCUUUACAAACGUCACUGAGCAGAAUUUACGCUGAAAUCGCGCAGGACGAGGAUUCUCUCGCUUUUCUUAGACCAUUGGACGAGGAAGAGCCCUACUUGGCAAUUGACGCAUUUGUGAAGGAACGCCACAGUGAGCACAUUUCAACUCGAACGUUUCACGGUGGGUCCAGAAUGAUUGUUGAUUUGGCUCUCAUUUUUGCUAUCCAUGAGUGGAAACCUUCGCCACUUGUUGUCAUCGACGAUAUCGACAGGAAUUUGUACCAUGAAGCAAGUAAAAAGAUUGAGCCAUACCUCUCACGUCAGAAGCAAACCCAAUUCAUUGUGACAACAAAAGAGGACAGUUACUUUACAGAAGUCACCAAAACGAUCACUCUCGAAAACUAAUGUAUAAUUUGUAUUUUGAAACAUUUUGUUACUGGUUUUGUUACUGGUAUGUCUCACACGAUCUUCAAUUUUUCUUCAUUUAUUUCUUGCGCAUUCUCAAAGUUGUUUCUUGUAAAAUUGUUCAAAGCAUAUACACCUCGAAAAUAAAUUUCAGACUUUUA